This is a messenger RNA of Phytophthora sojae, 1851 nucleotides long. RefSeq lists its product as hypothetical. Gene Ontology annotation, cellular component: nucleus. Gene Ontology annotation, biological process: cleavage in ITS2 between 5.8S rRNA and LSU-rRNA of tricistronic rRNA transcript (SSU-rRNA, 5.8S rRNA, LSU-rRNA). Gene Ontology annotation, molecular function: polynucleotide 5'-hydroxyl-kinase activity. The transcript has 2 exons. Lineage: Eukaryota; Oomycota; Peronosporomycetes; Peronosporales; Peronosporaceae. Bases 1 to 1851 code for a protein of 616 amino acids. The record is from RefSeq and is a predicted model, not a curated record.
AUGGCGAGCAGGUCUCACUACGGCCCCGCGGCGGAUGCGUCCGCGCCGCAGUACCGCGCGCUGUGUGUGCGCUCGGGCAAUGUCGUGGCGCUCGGCAUGCAGAAGACUUCGUCCGUGAACUGCGCCGGCAUGGCUCUGUUCCGCGUCUUCCAGGGGAACGUCGAGGUGCUGGGCUUCCGGCCGCCGCUGGGCGUCUACUUCUCGCUGCACUCGCCCAAAUGGAACAACCUGCUGGUGAUCGAGGGCCGGCCGGGCAACGAGGAGACCCAGGCGCCCUUCGGACCCUCCAACGCCAGUCUGUUGCAGGUUAUGGAGCCGAAUUUGCCCUCGGAGGCGCUGAAUGAGGACGAGGAGAUCGCGGCCGACCGACUGGCCAUGCAGCUCGUGGACGACUUCCCCAUUGUGCUGGUGCUUCGAGCCACCCCCCUCACGUACGGGAAUGUCACGAGCUUCUACGAGAACGCGCGGCCCGAGAAGCCGCCGGCGGUGCUGCCGGGCUUCAAGAUGAUCGUCCCCAAGCACCUUCAGAGCGACGUGGCAGACCUCACGGCAGGCUUCGACAUGACGAGCGCGGCGCCGUCAGACGCCGACCCGUCGCACCACGACUGGAAGUCGCAGGAGCGCGUGCUGGCGGAGCUCGUGGUCGUGGACUCGUUCCGGACCGUGCAGUGCACGGAGCCCUGGCAGACGACGGUGGACCGACUGCAGGCGAGUCUGCAGGAGGAGGAGAAUCCCGUCUCUCAGAAGAUCGUCGUGUGCGGAGGCAAGGGCGUGGGCAAGUCCACGUUCUGCCGCUAUUUAGUCAACAGAUUGCUGGCGAAGUUCGGGACUGUGGCCUUCCUGGAUACGGACUUGGGGCAGAGCGAGCUGACCCCGUCCGGACUUGUGGCGCUCCACGCCUUGGCGACGCCGCUGCUUGGACCGGGAUUCUCGCACAUGAAGAACCCGAUCCGGUCCUUCUUCUGUGGCAAUACCAACCCGGGGAAUGAUCCGCUGUACUACAUGAAGGCAGUCAAGAGUUUGCUGCGUCUGAAACGGCAGCGCGCGCGUGUCCCGUUGGUUAUUAACACGGACGGAUGGAUCAAGAGUAUGGGCCACGACCUGCUGUGCAACGUCAUCCAGGAGACGAACCCGGACCACGUCGUGCAAAUGCUGGCUGCUACGAAGAACAAACAGUUUGACGUCCCUACUGAAGGCCGGUGGCGUAUCCAUGGAGUCCCGCCAUGGGAUCCCGUGGGCGUGACGCAGCCUGCUCGCAGCUCCAAGGAGAUGCGGAUCUACCGAUUCCACUCGUACUUCCUGGCGCGCACGCCUUGCAGCCUCCCACGCGCACUGCUACAGAACCUGCAAGUGCUUUCAGAGAAGAACCGCGUCGACGGCGACAUCUACCGCGCCUACGCUCAGCUCACGCCGUUCGUGGUAUCGUUCGACCAGGUCGACGUCGCCUUCGCUGGCUCUUCCGUGCCUCCCAGCCAGCUCUUGUUCUCGCUGAACGCCUGCGUCGUGGGUCUCUGCUUCAACCCCGACUAUAAACCUGUAGAGGAAGAGCGUGACGGACCGCCGCGGAUCGUUUUGCAGCCAGUGCACGCCCCGUGCGUCGGAGUGGGCAUCAUCCGAGCGGUGGACGCCGACAAGCGGCAGUUGUUCGUGUUGAGUCCGCUGCCCCUUUCGGUGCUGAAGCGAGUCAACCUACUGGUGCGAAGCAGUAUGCCCCUAGGCAACAUCAUCCUCUCUGCUCAAGAACCAGCCCAAGCUCCGUACGUUGUCACGGACGUCGUGUCAUCCGACGGCACUGGAUCCGCCGUCAUGCAGAGCCGCAACAACCUCAAACGCAAGCGCGACGGCAAGUAA